AUGUGGAUCCAGUGGUUCAGAUGGAUAGGCAUAAACCUGACGAACUGCAAGUAUGAGAGCGUGCGGCGAGCGACCCGGGUCCUAGGCUUGAGGGAGGUCGGUGACGAUGAGGAUUGGACGGUCUACUGGACAGAUUACUCUGUCUCCAUGGAGCGGGUUGUAGAAAUGAAGAGGUACCAGAAAAUCAACCAUUUCCCGGGGAUGAGUGAGAUUUGCCGAAAGGACCUUCUGGCCAGGAAUAUGAACCGGAUGUUGAAGCUUUUCCAUAAAGACUACAACAUCUUCCCACAGACCUGGUGCCUGCCCGCAGAUUAUGUCGAAUUCCAAGCCUACCAGCGAAGCAGGAAGAACAAGACGUUCAUCUGUAAGCCGGACAGCGGCUGCCAGGGCAAAGGCAUCUUCAUCACCCGCAAUCCCCGGGACAUCCGGCCAGGAGAGCACAUCAUCUGUCAGCAGUACAUCUCCAAGCCCUUCAUCGUUGACGGCUUCAAGUUGGACCUGCGGUUGUACGUGCUGGUGACCUCAUGUGACCCCCUGCGUGUGUUCCUGUACCAGGAGGGGCUGGUGCGCUUUGCAACAUCCAGGUACAGCCAGCCCAACAGCAGCAACCUGAAUGAUGUGUGCAUGCAUCUGACUAACUACGCCAUCAACAAACACAGUGACAACUUCAUCCGGGACGAGGAGACCGGCAGCAAGAGGAAGCUGUCGACAUUUAAGAUGUGGCUGGAGGAGUGUGGCUAUGAUGUGGAAAAGCUGUGGGGGGAGCUGGAGGAUGUGGUAAUCAAGACCCUGAUCUCUGCUCACCCCACCCUCAAACACAACUACCACACCGGCUUCCCCAACCAGCUGGGACCCAGCGCCUGUUUUGAGAUCCUGGGCUUCGACAUCCUGCUGGACUGCAAGCUCAAGCCCUGGCUGCUCGAGGUGAAUCACUCCCCCAGCUUCACCACAGACUCUCAGCUGGACCAGGAUGUGAAGGAGGCUCUGCUCAUCGACACUCUCACCCUGCUCAACCUGGGUGCCGCUGACCGCAGGAGGAUCCUGGAGGAGGACAGGCAAAUGGUUAAAGAGCGGCUGCUACAGAGACAGAGACUGGCCCGCGAGUCACGGAGGGAGCUGUUCCUCAGCACUCAGGCCUCCUUGUUGGCUCAGGCAGAGAAGCACGAGGAAGAGCACUGUGGGGGAUUCUGCAAGAUCUUUCCCCGGGAGGAUUCUGAGAAAUACGCAGAGUACUUUAAGCAGAGCUGCACCCUCUUCCAGGAAACGGUGUCUUCCAAAGCCAGGGAGGAGUGCGCCAGGAAGCAGCUGGAGGAGCUGCGCCUGAAGCAGGAGCUGGAGGGCCGGCCGGCUGGCUCAGGCAGAGGAGGGGGCAGGGUGAAGCACAGGGGGCUGCAGGGGGAAUCAGUGGGGGAGAGAGCUCUGCUCUGCCACCACACCACCAUCCCAGUGCAUACGAGCAUGGUGCGCUACACAAGAAGGACAUGGGUUAGCUCCUGGCAGCCGGUAGAUAUUGUGCCGGAGGAGGAAGCUGAGAGACUGCGUGGUCUGGAGCUGCGGGAGAACCUGGUGCGGGGGAUGGGGGUAGCGGAGCUGCUCUACUUCCUUCUGGGGAACAGAGCCCAGGGGCAGGACACACACCCCUGGCAGGCUACUGCUCUCCAGCAAUACCAUCACAGAUGCAUUGACAAAGAGAAGGAGUCCCCGCAGUGUUCAGGAUUCUCUUCUCUCUUCAGAGUGCGAGCCCUCAGCCCCCUCUCCAGGAGCCCUGCCCACACCCAUGUCCAGCUCCGCCCCCUGGCCAAUAUAACUCGCUCCCUCCUCGACACACCCAGACAAGGCCCCCUCAUGCUAUGUGCCCUGGGCAGGCCUUGCCGGCAGGGAGUGCGGAGACCCAUCCCCUGGACCAAAGGGAGGGACCCGAGCCUCCUGCCCAUAGGCUUGAGAGGAGUGGGGCUCCCUAUGCAACUGCAGAAAGCCAGCCAAAACGGGAGCCAUCAGGCUGGCUCUGUUGGAAAGGGGCUCAAUCACAGCCCUCCCAGUUUCUCCAGUUCUCAGGCCAAUUUCUCUGGUGCGUUGCCGAGAUUCCCUGGCUUCUGCUGUACUGGCCUCUAUGGUCCUGCAGGGGGUAGCCUCGCUGCCACGAAGCCGGGCCCUCGCUUCGACCUCUUCCAGCGCUCUGCCAGUCUGGGAUCACUACAGCCUGAGCUGGCAAGGGCCUCUUUCGGUGUGUGUUCAAACCACACGAAGGCUCAGCUGAGCAGGGAGCGGGACGGCUGUUUCAGGAUGAAGCCCCAGGAGGAGAGAGGGAGCAGCUGUGAAAGAGGCUGCUGAAGACAGCCAGCACUCCUUUAGAGCACUUUCCUCCCUAAUGGCACUGUCUGUAAAGCUAUGAAUAGUAGUAUUACCACACAUUUGUUUUUUAAAUGAUGUUAAAAUAAAGCUUGUUUAUAAAGUGU
Molecule: messenger RNA, 2456 nt
Organism: Polyodon spathula (Mississippi paddlefish)
Lineage: Eukaryota; Metazoa; Chordata; Actinopteri; Acipenseriformes; Polyodontidae
Product: tubulin polyglutamylase ttll6-like
Exons: 15
Coding region: 1-2331 (776 amino acids)
Biological process (GO): protein polyglutamylation; microtubule cytoskeleton organization
Cellular component (GO): cilium
Molecular function (GO): tubulin-glutamic acid ligase activity; tubulin binding
Source: RefSeq, a predicted model, not a curated record